CCUCCUCUCUUGAAAACAAUAACGACCGUCAACAACAACAACGAAGAAAAAGAAGUAAUGAACCUUUUGCAAGAACAACAACAACUUCCUCAAAUAAGGAAAAACAAAGGAAAUCGGUUAAUAUUCAAAGCGGGAAGCAGGAUAUUGAGGAGUGCUUGAGACAACUUACAAGAGAAAAUGAAAUACAAAAAUCAAAGUUGGAGGAGCAGAUUCGAUUAAAUUCUGUAAGGAAAUAAGGCACUAAUACAGACAGACCCUUCUAUAAGAUACACCUCUAUUUAAGAUACGCUCUCUUAAUUGAGAGAUUAAACCCUCUAUUAAACAUAUACCUCAGUAUAAGAAACUUUUAUAAUCCUCGUUAUUAGAGACACACCAAGGGAGGUCUAUUAUAAUGAGGGUAAUUGUUGCAAAUCCUUCUUUGGCUAGCUCAUUAAAUUUCUCUAAUGAAAAUAAUUUCGGAUGUAUCCUUCCAACAAUUCCAAGUAAUUCCUCUUUAAACAACAAUGAAAUUCAAAAUUUUAUCGCUACAACUUCUAUAGCAACAGAAAUACCUUUAAUAUUUUCUUCUUCAACUCCAGAAACAUCAAACAACAACAGCAGCACAUUACAAAAAUCAGAACGCUCUGCUUUUUCUGUUAUUCGUGCUGGAAGUUUAGUGGGGAAUGAUAAACAAAAAGAAGCAUCACCCUCCCCUUCAACAGCUUCAAUCCCUCCCCAAUUACCUCCAAUUCCAUUAGAAUUGCAAUCCUCCCUAAAUCCUUAUAUUUCAACACUUUCAACUUCCCCCUUCUUUUUUCCUUUUCACAGCAACAGUCAACAAUUAGAAUUUAUCCGUUUGGCUUCUCAAUUAGUCCCUUUUUCUCUUUUUUCCCAAACACAACAACACCAACAAAUAUAUGAACAACAACAACACAACAACAAUUCAAUAGUCUCCUCAUCUUCAGAUCCACAACAAAAACUCUAUGAGCAGGCAAUCCUUAUGAGCAUUAAUCACCUCCCUUUGGAUCACCUCCCCAACUUUGAACGGCCAUAA
This is a messenger RNA of Meloidogyne enterolobii, 1033 nucleotides long. The record is from the annotation of a GenBank genome assembly. NCBI's taxonomy places the organism in Eukaryota, Metazoa, Nematoda, Chromadorea, Rhabditida, Meloidogynidae.